GGCGGGCGGGGCCGCGCCAAGGCGGCGGCCGGGCGGAGCACCGGGACCGGGGCCGGGGGUCCCGCGCACCUCGGCCUCUCCUGCUCAGCCCUGGGGGAGGCGGGCAGCUCCGGCAUCCUGCCCCUCACCGGGAUGCAGCUGCGCGACAGCGCGGCAGCAGAUGGAUGCUUGUGGAGAAGGGAAACUGCUAGGGAUGAGAAGAUCACUGUUGAAGCAGGGCACACUGCAAACGUGACGUGCUUUUUCAUGCUUGAAGCUGGAUAAAUCUCCCUGCCUCAGCAGGUGGAAAGUGAAACCCAGGCCUGGAGCAAUUCUGGUGGUUUCUGUGGUUAUCCCCAGGCAGUGCUCUCCACUCCUCAGAAACUCACAGCACUUCUGGGCUUUGCUCUCUUGGUUUUGGUGAUCUCAGUACCAUGUUUUAUGCUGAAGUGUAAAAGAGCCCUGGAGCAGCUCAGAAUCCUGCUCCACGUUCAUUGCUGGCAUUUCUUGUCUGGACAGUUUGGUUUUACUUGAUGCCUUGUGCUCAGAUGCCAUUCCUUACUCCUGCUCUUGCUGAGGACACUCAGUGGGUUUGGGGUGGGCCCUGCUUGGAGCAGAGAAGGAUGGGAUUGCAAGGAGCUUCCUUCCAAACUGGGAAAACACAAGGACCCUGAUGAGACAGGCACUGAGACUGUGCCCAGUGCCUGGCAGUCUGCCUUUGUCACAGCUCCAGGGGCACAGUCUGCUCCUGCAGCCCCUCCUUCUCUGCCUGUCUCCUGCUCCUGGGAUCUGUAUUUUCUGAAAAUAAAUAGAAUUUCACCCUUCAAAAGUUUGCUUCAAAGUGACAGAGGAAAAGCGUAAUAAAAAUUGCCAAGAUCACAUUUUCUUUGCCUCCUAAAAUAAUACGACAGAUCCAGUAUCUGCAUUAUUAACUAUGAGUGUGAGCUUGUUUUCUUUUUAGGGGCUUUCUAAUUUACCUGGGGUCUUUUUCUUGUGCUGUACAAGCACAUGGCAGCAGCUCUCUGGGACCAGUAGUUAUUUAUUAUCUUGGCUAAAGAUGCCCUCUCACUGCAGAAACAGCUGUGUGACUGCUUCUCUCUUGGCAAACAUUGUAUUCUGACAAAAGCCUCAGUGUUUUGCAGAAAAAUCCCUUUGCAAAGGACAUUUAUUGUUCUGGUUUGAAGGAGCAAUCCUCAGGCUGAGCAGAGACAAGCAAGAUUUCUCCAACAACUCCACUGUCCUCACCUGCCAUUGGCAGUCCAAGAUAAGGCUGCAAAAUGUCACUAAAAUCUUCCAGGAACUGAUUUAGCAGAAAUAAUUUUUUAAGAGCAGAUUUUGAUGGAGAUGGCAUUUCAUGCAGAUCACUUUGGUUUGUAGGUAAGAGCUAGUGGAACAGAGCGUGUGAUUUCUUAGUAUUAGAAAAAAACCUCAAAAAUAGCAUGUUUGGCAAAAGUGACAAAUUAGCUGCAAUAACUGAAGUAUCAAAGACAGUUACUGAUGGGAUAAUUUGGGUUAUUUAAGUCUGUUCUGGGAAAAUGAGGAUUAGGAAGAGGCAUAAUUAAAAUAUGCAAAGCCGAAGGGGAAUAGAGAAUAGAUAUUAAGUCACUUUAAACUAGUAAUUCAUGAGGGGGUGGAAGGGAGAGAAAUGGAUGAAAUGAUGCUCUGAAAGGGCCCUGAUAUUCCAUUGUUGCAGAGAGAAAAGCUAUUCAGAGCCUGAGUACCUCUUCUGUGCACACAGAAAUUGGAGAGGAGAAGGAUUGAAGGGAGCUGAUCCUGCAGGGUUCCCUCACACCUACAGGAAUAUGUUUUUGUAGGGACAUCAGGAGUCUUCCAAGCUCUGUUUUCUGUACACUGACAGCAGAGCUCCAGGAGCUCAACCAGGAGAGUCCUUAGCACGUCAGUGUAGGACUGUGAGAAUGCUGAAAAUGAAUUCCAGCAGGGUGGGGUUUACCCUCUAAUCAGACAGCAGAGACCAUUUCAGCAAGGUGUUUUUGUUCCUCAGCCUCAUAAGUCCAGUGCAAAGCUCCUGAAGGCACUGUUUUGUCUACCAACAGAAAGGAGUUUUGUAAUGGAACCACCAGGGAAACGAGUUUAGCCUUAAAUCCUUACUCCCUGGAAGUUCAGUGUUGAUUUCCAGGCGAGUUCCACGCAGAAAUAGGAGCUUUGCAUCAGGAAGAAGGCUGACAUCUCACUGCCUUGAAGGGAUGUCAGGCUCCAGAAGGAGCAAAAGCUGCUCGGGAGGCACCCGGAGCCAUUCCAGAGAGUGUGACCCUACAGCGCUGCCACUGUGAUGUCAGGGGCCCGCUGGGGUGUCACUGAAACGUUGGCAAGUCCCCGCAGCACCAACAGGACACUGCCACUCCUGCAAUCCAGAGCUCCUGAAUCCUCCUGCUGGCAUUCCAGCAACAUCUUCUCCUCCAGGAGCUCUCCGUGAGCUGCCUGCAAGCCAGCCAGGGUUUUAUCUGGCUUUUGGGCUAUGCUGCUCUGCAAGUUCUAACACAGAUCUGCAGAAAUGAUCCGGCAAAUCACUGCCACAGCGUGUGAUUUUCUGUCUACCACAUCUGCAAUCUAUUUUUAUCCAGAAAAACCCUGGCUGGUGAUAGCUCAUCUGAGGAAUCUCAUCACCCAAUUAUCCAGAGGCAGAUACAAAGCAGUCCAUCCUUUGGCCAGAACACUGCCACCAGGACCUCGACCUCUUUCCCUUCCUGCACAAGAGGAUACUGAGAGGGAGAGGGAAUUUGCAGCUGUUGCCUCAGCAGAAGCAAUCCACACGAGCUCUCUGCUGGGAGCUGAAGAUGCGGAUGAUGAGACGUUUCUCAUGUCUGACACCCUCAGCAGUAGCGCGGGCGCUCUGGACAAACCCAGGGUCUGGCUGCAGAAGAAAUGCCAGCUGACAGCAGAACUGCUGCAGCAGCUGAGGGGCAUUGUGAAUGAGGGGGACCCUAAGACCAAAUACACUGAAUUUGUUCACAUUGGCCAAGGGGGUUUCGGGACUGUUUACAAAGCCAUCAACCCAGCUACAGGAGAUGUGGUGGCCCUAAAGAAGAUGCCUCUCCGCAAACGGAGCAGAAAGGAACUCGUUGUCAACGAGAUUCAGGUCAUGAAGGAAAACAGACAUCCCAAUAUUGUCAAUUACAUAGACAGCUACCUUGUGAAUGAAGACCUGUGGCUUGUGAUGGAAUAUGUGGAUGGAGGCACUUUAACCAGCGUUCUUGUCCAAGUCUUUAUGGAGGAAAGAAUGAUAGCUGCUAUCAGCAGGGAGUGCCUCAAAGCCCUGGAUUUCCUUCAUUCAAAGAAUGUGAUCCAUAGAGAUGUCAAAAGUGACAAUAUUCUUCUUGGGAUGGAUGGAUCUGUGAAACUGACUGAUUUUGGCCUGUGUGCUCAGCUGACCCCGGAGCGGAGCACACGGUGCACAGUGCUUGGCACUCCUUACUGGGUAGCACCAGAAAUCCUGAAAAGAAAGGAAUAUAACACCCAAGUGGACAUCUGGGCCCUUGGGAUCGUGGCCAUUGAAAUGCUGGAGGGGGAGCCUCCGUACUUUAAAGAAAGCCCUGUCCAGGCUCAGCGCCUGAUCGCCCGGAACAGGUACCCCCCGCUGAAGAUGCCCAGCAAGAUGUCAGUUCUGUUCCACGCCUUCCUGCACUCCUGCCUGGACACCGACCCCAGCACGCGCUGGACAGCCAGGGAGCUGCUGCAGCACCCAUUUUUACGAACAGCCGUGAGUCUCUCUGUCCUGCCUGACAUGAUCUGUAUCGCCAGGAAAAUCUGUCAGGCCAUGGAAGCACUUCAUGCCAGCAGUGCCAGCCUAGAGGAAAGGAAGGAAUAAAAUUUUCACUCCUGUGGGAGAUUUGCUCCCUUCUCACCCAACGGUUACAUUCACUUCUGAAUUAUUGGUUACUUCUUAAACAUGGAAAGUCACAAUUAUGGGAGUUUUGGUAUGGUUUGGAAAUGGGGAAGGGUCUCCUUCAUUCAUCAGCUCCAGACCACGCUGCCUCUGGAAUGCCCAUGGGCUGGGCUUUGCCCACUUGUGGACUUCUGGUUGAGGAAAUAAGUGCAAUUGCAUUUCCAGACAAAAACAGGUGAAGAAUGGGGCAGCCAAAGCAUCCUGUUGGAUACACACAGUCAGCUGGGACUGUGGAGUGUUUGGAGAAUUCCCUGUCCUCCCUCCACCUGGCAGAACAUGUGGACACAAAAAAAUAUAUAACAUAUAGAGAUUACAGAGAAAGAUAUGUAUAUAACAUAGACAGCUAAAUGGGGGGUGUGCAAAUGUACAUAGAGACAUAAUAUACUGGAUAGUUACUAUAUGUAUAAAUAUUUAUAGAAUAUAUUAUUAUAGUACUAUAUAUAUAAAGUUUUUAUAUAAUUAUAUGUAUAGAUAGUGUGUUACAGAGCUGUGGAAAUACAUUUAUCUUGUACCUUAUAUUAUCCCCUAUUCACACCCCCCCAGUAAUUCUCCUGCAUUGUAGCUCCUUAUAGAUAUAAAAUGCAUAUAUUAUUAUAUUAUAUUAUUAUAUUAUAUUAUAUUAAUUAUAUUAUGUUAUGUUAUGUUAUGUUAUAUUAUGUUAUGUUAUAUUAUAUUAUGUUAUAU
Molecule: messenger RNA, 4567 nt
Organism: Lonchura striata (white-rumped munia)
Lineage: Eukaryota; Metazoa; Chordata; Aves; Passeriformes; Estrildidae
Product: serine/threonine-protein kinase PAK 3
Biological process (GO): protein phosphorylation
Molecular function (GO): protein kinase activity; ATP binding
Source: RefSeq, a predicted model, not a curated record